Mesorhabditis spiculigera is the source of this 2835-nucleotide messenger RNA. The record is from the annotation of a GenBank genome assembly. Lineage: Eukaryota; Metazoa; Nematoda; Chromadorea; Rhabditida; Rhabditidae.
AUGACGCGGCUUUACGCAACGCUUGGCCGAAAGUUUAGCCGAAGAGAUGUGGAAGAAGCAAGUAUGGCCAGCGAGUAUGACCAGUAUGGUUCAAACAAGAUUCGUAGCCGAAAUGUGGGAAAGAAACUGAUAUCCAUGACUCUGAAAAAGAAGACCAAAAUGACAGGAAUGGAAUCCAAUGCAUCUGAUCGAUCGGACGCCUCGAACUAUUCGAAUGCUCUACUUGAAAAUAAGCCGAUGAGCAGUCUCGACAAAUUACAUUACAUCAUCGGGCUGGGGAUCUUACGAGAGGAGUUACGGGACGAAAUCUAUUGCCAGCUAUGCAAGCAGUUAUCAACUAAUCCGUCGAAAUUGAGUCAAGCUCGAGGAUGGAUUUUAAUGAGCUUGUGUGUUGGAUGUUUCGCUCCUAGUGAACGAUUCAUUAAAUACCUCUUCUGCUUCAUUCGUGAACAAGGGCCCGGAAAUUCCGGCUAUGCAGCCUACAUCGAGCAGCGGUUACGGAGGACCCAAAAGAACGGAACUAGACACCAGCCGCCUAGCUAUGUCGAGCUACAAGCAAAUAAAGCCAAGAAGGACAUCGUCUUAGCCAUUACCUUUAUGGACGGAAGCGUUAAAAGCGUACAUGCCGACUCAGCCACAACAGCGUCUGAACUCUGCAAGAUUCUAGCCGAGAAAGUCCAACUGAAGGAUCGAUUUGGCUUCAGCUUGUACAUAGCCCUCUUUGACAAGGUUUCUUCGUUGGGCUCCGGUUGUGAUCACGUUCUGGAUGCGGUCUCGCAAUGUGAACAAUACGCAAAAGAACAAGGAAAUCAGGAACGAAAUGCCCCUUGGAGACUAUUCUUCCGAAAGGAGAUCUUCUCACCUUGGUAUAAUCCGAAAGAAGACUCGGUUGGCACCAACCUUAUUUACCAGCAAAUUGUCCGUGGGGUCAAGUUUGGUGAAUAUCGAUGUGAAAAGGACGAAGACUAUGCCCUGGUCGCCGCUCAAAAUUACAUCGUUGAUGAGGGUGCAAUGGAUGUCGACAAGCUCAGGAAAGCUCUCAAUGGCUAUCUCCCAGAUUUCGUAUUGAAUUCACAAGAGAAGAAUGAGCAGUACUGGAUUCAGUUGAUUAUGAAUGUCCAUCGAAAGAAAUUCAACAUCACUCCACAACCCUCUAUUUCUCAAGUCAAAGAGGAUGUUGUCGCGGGGAAACGCACCGGUGCCGAUAAUUUCACUAUCCGUGCUGUGUCUGGGGAUGACUUCACCUUCCAAUCACCAAACGCUGAAGAUAUCGCAGAACUUGUGGAUUAUUUCUUGGUUGGACUCAAGGAGCGAAGCAAAUUUUUGAUAGCUACACAAUCACAACGGGAAAACGAACAAAGCAGUUUGCUUGGAUUUGAGCAAGGAGAUUUGUUGCUGUUGUGUAAUGGGGCUACAGGAGCAAUUUUGAAGCAACAGCAGGUGGUAAUGGCUGAAAAUGCUCGGACUGGGCAGCAAGGUACUGUUGGAGCGGAUCAAGUCUAUGUCCUGCCCACGCUGGUCAAACCCCCAAAUGCGGUGAUGGAUAUGUUCCCGAAAAAUAUUGACUACUCGAUGAUGCAGCCGUCCAUGGGCAAGCAAAUUGCAGUCAUUCAUAGCUCUGGAGAUCUGCCACAUACCCUUGAGAAUUUCGCCGUUGAUAAUUUCAAAUCUGUUACACCAAAACUGGAAGGAAGAAAAGAGCCAGCCAUCGAAGCAAUCAACUCCUAUAUCGCUAUCAUGAAAUAUAUGGGCGAUUAUCAAACGCAUCGGAGUCGAUUGGGGACCGAUAUUACCGACCAGGUCUUCAAAGCUCCUUUGAAAUAUGAAAUCUUGAGGGAUGAGUGUUACUGUCAAUUAAUGAAACAAUUGACCCAUAACCCAUCUCUUUUGAGCGAAGAACGUGGAUGGGAAUUGUUCUGGCUGGGCCACAGCCUCUACAAAGAGGUGAUCCAGUUCCUCAAAUCACGGGUCAACUCGAUUUCGAACGAAUGCUACCAUCGGGUUCAUAAAAUGCUAAAAGCCGGCGCUCGUAAAUUUGCGCCUUAUUCGGUGGAAGUUGAGGCAAUCCAAAACAAAACUGUGCAAAUUCUGCAUAAGGUCUACUUCCCGGAUCAUACAAAUGAGGGAAUCGAGCUGGACUCUUCCACGAAAGCCAAAGAAUUCUGCCAGAGGAUCGGGAAACAUUUGAAAUUGAGAAGUGUUGAGGGAUUCUCGUUGUUCUUGCGAACAGAUGAAAAGAUUUUGUCCGUGCCUGAAAAUGAAUUCUUCUUCGACUUUAUCCGACAACUCUCCGAUUGGGCCCAAGAAAAUUUUGCGACGAAGGAUCGACCAUAUGUACCGUUGAAUUACCAAGUCUACUUUUAUGCGAAAAUUAUGGUUGAAUGUGGAGAUCGGACAAGAUCGAAUGGCAGAUCUUAUCUUCCACUACCACCAGAAAUUGUUCCUCAAGAUUUAGUAAAGGCCUAUAGUGGUAACGACUGGAAGAAGAACAUCAAACAAGCCUAUUCAAGCGGCAUCGAGCAGAUAUUCGGAAAUUGGCCGACAUUUGGGUCGACAUUCUUUGUCGUGAAGCAGACGGCUGAUCAGACAUUGCCCGCACAGCUUUUGGUUUCUAUUAAUCGGCAGGGAGUGUCGCUGUUCCACCCGGAAACAAAGAAUCAAAUUGCCAAUUAUCCAUUUACACAAAUUGGAAACUGGACAAUUGGAAAUACCUAUAUCAAUAUAACGACCGAAUAUGGCUACAAAAUGGAUGACCUCCUCAAAUCCUACAUCUCCGUCCUCAUCACAGCCCAAACCAAAAACCCCAAAUUGGCGUCAAAUGGGAAUGCAAUUAUG